Phyllostomus discolor (pale spear-nosed bat) is the source of this 1076-nucleotide messenger RNA. It is a transcript of the gene MRPL30, whose product is annotated as mitochondrial ribosomal protein L30. The coding region runs from base 179 to 685 and encodes 168 amino acids. The transcript has 6 exons. Gene Ontology annotation, cellular component: mitochondrion; large ribosomal subunit. Gene Ontology annotation, molecular function: structural constituent of ribosome. The record is from RefSeq and is a predicted model, not a curated record. Lineage: Eukaryota; Metazoa; Chordata; Mammalia; Chiroptera; Phyllostomidae. Gene Ontology annotation, biological process: translation.
AAAAGUGCCACGUUUUGCGCGUACUGUGACGGCAGCCUAUGAGUGUAGCACUUCAUGGUCUCUUCUCUGUUCAGCUUCCUGUCCGCGGAGAGGAGACCUGUUCAUUUCCGAGACAGAUUUGACCCACAGACCUGUUCUCUACUUUUCACAGCCCCUGCAGAGGACAGUCACUGCACUCAUGGCUGCGAUUUUGCGCUCAAUAGUUCAGAGGCCCCCAGGAAAACUACAUACUCUGACAAAAGGUGUGGAGUCUCUUGUUUGUACAGAUUGGAUUCGUCAUAAAUUUACCAAGUCAAGAAUUCCAGAUAAAGUGUUUCAGCCUUCACCUGAAGAUCAUGAAAAAUAUGGUGGGGAUCCACAGCACCCUCAUAAACUCCAUAUUGUUACCAGAAUAAAAAGUAUAAAAAGACGUCCGUAUUGGGAAAAAGAUGUAAUAAAGAUGCUUGGAUUAGAAAAAGCUCAUACUCCUCAAGUUCACAAGAACAUCCCUUCAGUGAAUGCAAAACUGAAAGUGGUUAAACAUUUGAUAAGAAUCAGGCCCCUGAGGUUGCCACAAGGACUUCCAAAAGAGGAGGACAUGGCUCACACCUGCCUCAAGAGCACUGGAGAGUUAGUGCUGCAGUGGCGUUUAAGCCCCAUGGACCAGGAAGCAAUAAGUCCUAAUGCCAGAGCUGUUUCAGAUUAAAAAGUGCAAAUCAUUUUUAUUUAACGGUGUUGAGAAAGUGCUCUCAUUAAAAUAUAUUUUAAAUGCUAGUUGUUUUUACUAAGUAUGGCGUGGUUCUUUCUUACUAUAGGCUUGAAGGUUAUAGUGCUGUUUGGUUUAGUACUCUCCCCUUUGCCCCUGAUAGUGAGAAUGGCAUUGUUUGAACAUCUAGGUUCAUAUAUCACCUUAGCAAUUAUCAUUAACAUGGGGGAAAACAUUUGUCUUGUUUAACUGAAUUCAACAAAUUCUGAGUGUCUUUUUGAGUGAGCAUUUAGUUAGGUAUUGGAGAAAUCCAGAGCUGCCCUUCAGGAGCUUACAGCCUCUUCUGCCACAGAACAGAGUUUCAGCCAAAGUCAUUAAACCUUGGAUGCAG